Messenger RNA from Musca vetustissima, 1134 nucleotides. It is a transcript of the gene Trp1, whose product is annotated as translocation protein SEC62. NCBI's taxonomy places the organism in Eukaryota, Metazoa, Arthropoda, Insecta, Diptera, Muscidae. The transcript is spliced from 3 exons. The record is from RefSeq and is a predicted model, not a curated record. The annotation marks the transcript as partial. Gene Ontology annotation, biological process: post-translational protein targeting to membrane, translocation. Gene Ontology annotation, cellular component: endoplasmic reticulum membrane; endoplasmic reticulum.
AUUAAAAUAAUGUCGGAGAAGAAACGUUCCCGUAAACGCAAGGAAUACACUGGUCCUGGCGAAGAACAACCUGUCGAAAAACCAUCCAAAGAUGAAAUUAAAGUGGCCAAAUGGAUGAAGAAAAAUGUCAAAACUAAGAAAACCAAAUUCUUAAGUCACAAUGUAGAAUAUUUUACAUCGAGUAAAGCCAUUGAUGCUCUCAUGAAAUCCAAAUUUGCCGAAGGUUCGACACCAUUGUUUACAAGCCGUGAACAGGUGGUGGAAUUUCUUGAUAUUAUGUUGGAGCAUAAAUUUUUCCAUCGAGCCAAAAAGGUACCAAUUAGUAUAGAAGAAGUUCGCGGAGCAAAAUCAACAGCGGGCAAAAACAAAGAAGAGAAAAAAGACGGCGAGAAAAAGGAAACAAAACAAAAAGAAGAAAAGAAAGAUGGAGGUGUAGAUUCGGCGGCAGAUGCCGGUGAGUUGAGUGGCAAUAAUGGUGCCGGAAGUGAUGAGAAUGGUGGCACCUCGGCUACCGGUGAAAAGAAAGAGAAAAAGAAACGUAAAAUCCGUUUGGAUAUGCAUCCGGAACAGGUGUUUGUCGAUGGCUCCGAGGCAUAUGUCUGGAUCUUUGAUCCCAUCCCCAUACAUUACUGGAUAUAUGGUUUGGUUUUGUUACUGGGCGCCAUUGGUAUUUGUUUGUUCCCCUUGUGGCCGCCAAUGUUGCGCAAGGGUGUCUAUUAUCUAUCGGUGGCUGCGGCCGGUUUCUUGGUAUUCAUUUUGGCUCUGACCGUUUUGCGUUUGAUCAUCUUCACCAUUGUCUGGGCUGUAACGGGUGGCAAAUUGCAUUUGUGGAUAUUCCCCAAUUUGACAGAGGAUGUUGGUUUCUUUGCCUCCUUCUGGCCUUUGUAUGAGAGCAAAUAUGUAACCUCCGAAGAAGAUGAAAAAUCUUCGAAAUCCAAAAAAGGUUCCAAAUCCAAAUCGAAAAAAUCCAAAGAAAAAGAUAGCGAUAAUGAAGACAAUGACGAUGCAGCUCCCGACACUGAACCAUUGGAACCGGAGAAAAUUGAUGAAAUCAAGGAACAUGAUGCCGAUGUUCUGUUAAGACAUCGCAAUGUUGGUGGUAAACAACAUGACGAUGAUGAGGAUGAAGAAUCA